GAAAGUGGUGUUGUGAGUUGUCAAGAAGAUAAAAGGAUUGCCGGAGUCCCACUCCUUUUGAUUAAUUAGAUGUCUUCUUCGCCGUCGUCAAAGAGAAACUGGCCUAGCAUGUUCAGGUCCAAGCCCAACCCAUGGCACCCCCACUGUGACGCCGGCGCCGGAGACCGGGACGGCGGCCGGAGCUCUCCCGACCAGCCUAAGGCGCGGUGGAACCCGAAGCCGGAGCAAAUACGCAUUCUCGAGUCAAUCUUCAACUCCGGGAUGGUCAACCCUUCCCGAGACGAGAUUCGGAGCAUCCGAGUCAAACUCCAGGAGUACGGUCAACUCGCCGACGCCAACGUCUUCUACUGGUUCCAAAACAGAAAAUCAAGAACCAAACACAAACUCCGGCAGCUCCACACCUCUCACGCCACCUUUCCGCCGCCGCCGCCGCCGACCGUUCAACAACAACACCCAACUCCUCCUCCUCCUCCUCCGCUGCUUCCCCUCUCCGCAUCAUCAACGGCUGCCUCCGGCGGGUUCGCUUCUGCUCAGGAUGACUCUCCGGCAUCGUCGGCGGCGAGCAUUGAUUCGCUGGCUCGACUGAUGGGCUACCCGGAGGAUGCUGGGACGGCAAGAGCGACGGUGUUCAUAAACGGCGGGGUGGCGUUGGAAGUUGCGGCGGCGGCUCAUUUCAACGUGAAGGCGGCGUUCGGCGACGACGCCGUGCUGAUUCAUUUUCCCUCCGGCGAGCCGCUCCUCACCGACGAAUGGGUGAUUAAGAAACCAUUAAUGGCUUAUAGGGGAGAUGAAGAUUAUGACUAUUUGUUCAAGGUGGUGCUGAUAGGCGACUCCGGCGUCGGAAAAUCCAACUUGCUCUCUCGCUUCACCCGCAAUGAGUUCAGUCAAGAGUCGAAAUCCACCAUUGGCGUCGAGUUCGCCACGCGUACUAUCCAAGUCGACGACGACAAGAUUGUCAAGGCUCAAAUUUGGGACACCGCCGGCCAAGAAAGGUAUCGGGCAAUCACAAGUGCGUAUUACCGAGGAGCGGUAGGAGCAUUGCUUGUGUACGACAUUACUCGUCACAUAACCUUUGAGAACGUGGAGCGAUGGUUGAGGGAGCUGCGGGACCACACCGACCAGAACAUAGUGAUCAUGUUGGUAGGGAACAAGGCGGAUCUCGAGCACCUAAGAGCGGUCCCCACGGGAAGUUCAAGGGCGUUUGCAGAAAGGGAGAACAUAUUUUUCAUGGAAACUUCGGCCCUUGAGGCACUCAACGUCGAAAACGCCUUCACCGAAGUGCUGACUCAGAUCUACCGGGUGGUCAGCCGCAAGGCCCUUGACAUUGGGGACGACCCAGCCGCUUUGCCCCGGGGAAGGGCAAUAAACAUUGGGGACAAUAAGGACAAUUCCAAAGGUAAUGGAGGGUGUUGUUCUGCAUAAUAUGAUGAGGAUGGAUCAAAUCCAUGUAGUCUCUUAGGUGUCAUUCUUUUUCUGACAUUGUAUAUACAUUUAGAGCCUAUUAUAAGACAUCAUUAAAGAUCCCCAAUGCCCAAAAAGCAAAAAAAGGACUCCAUCCAAAAGGUCUUCUCAAGACCAACCAGACAAUUACUUGGAUUCUCCAUUAAAGAAAAUUACAAAUGUCAAGGAAUUUACAUCUAAUCUCUCAUCUUGUUUUGUAUGAACUUUGUUUGUUUCUAUUGUCCAACAAGAUCUUGCAUUUCUCAUGUUGAAUAUGCAUAAAACAUGAGUGCAAAACAUGAGUGCAGAUUAUUGCAUAUAUAGUUUUGGAUAUACAGCUAACAUGUUGGACUACAUGCUUAAACACAAACCAGCACCAAUCUUUCUUGUGAUCUAAGGUGCCAUGCUUGAGGGUAUUGUACUCGACCAAGCUCCGAGAAAUGAUCCCCUCACAAUCGUCUUCAGGGGGGCACAUUAUAGAGAAGAAGCUCACCGAUAAAAGUGUUGAGAAGUUACGUUCCUGCAUAUAAAAACCAUACACUGCUUACAAAAAAAAUUAAGGAUCUGUUUGAAUGGAGGCCUUAGUUUUAACUGGAGUCUAGAGUAUAGAUGUAGUAGGGAUAACGUGAGUUAAAAGUUGAGGAGAUCGGACCCUAAAUAGGUGACCCGUGUUUGGAAGUGUUUUGAAAGGAAAAUAAGAGUAGACGAGAGUUAAUAAAAGUGAGUGAGAACUCACUUAUAUAUAUAGCCCUUGAUUCUUGAAGCUUUUUACAUGUCAAACAAAAUUAAGGGGAAAAAAGGAGAAAAAACUGUAAACAAAAAAAAGUAACAUACUCUUCCGUCCUUGCAUCCCAAUUCGGAAGGUAAGAAAAAUAAGGGUGAAGAAGGGUACGAAAGACUAACAAUCACACAUCCUUACUCUUAUAUACCUUCCCUUACACUCCAUCCAGACUCUUAGAUGACAACAUAAUACUCUCUUGAUUGUAUGGAUGAUCUAAAGGGUAGUUGUGUUACCCUAAAAAAUUCACAUUCUGCACUUUAAGCACACCGAUUACUCCCUCUGUCCAAAAAAAGGCAUACGAAGCU
This is a messenger RNA of Cuscuta campestris, 2526 nucleotides long. The record is from the annotation of a GenBank genome assembly. NCBI's taxonomy places the organism in Eukaryota, Viridiplantae, Streptophyta, Magnoliopsida, Solanales, Convolvulaceae.